Trichomonas vaginalis G3 is the source of this 1278-nucleotide messenger RNA. RefSeq names its product armadillo (ARM) repeat-containing protein family. The record is from RefSeq and is a predicted model, not a curated record. The coding region runs from base 1 to 1278 and encodes 425 amino acids. The transcript has a single exon. Lineage: Eukaryota; Parabasalia; Trichomonadida; Trichomonadidae.
AUGGAUGAAUAUAAAGAAAGCCAGCUCGAUGUCAUUAGUCUCAAUGAAACGGACUUAUGUUGUACUGAAAUGCCUGUAACAGAUGUAGAUUUUGAUAAUAUACAACAAAAGAUUCACUUAUUCAACGAAUCACAAAUUCUAAAUCAAAAAAUAGAACUUGCCCAUAACAUAUUGGCUUCAUUUCAGAAUUUCAACCUUGAAGAUAUAGCAUCUUUCGAUUUUUCCGGAUUUUUUGAAGCAAUCAAAGAUUUAAUUUAUGAAAACAAUGAAAGUAUCAUCCGUGAAAUUAAUUAUUUCGCUAAAGAUUGUAAUGUGCUUAAAGACGCACUCAUUCAUUUCAAGAUUUAUGAUUCAAUCUUAUUUUUCUUUGUUUCCAUGAAUACGGAAUGUAAAAGAAUUGCAAUUAAUGUCCUAUCGCAAAUGAACACUUUCGAUCAUUGCUUCUUAUGUUCUUUUUACGAAACAAUUUUGAAAUUGAAAAAAAUUGAUGAUUUAGAAUUGAUUUCAACAAUGUUGAUUCAUAUAUCAGAAACAACUGAUUGUGUUAAUGAUCUCCUCAAGAUAUUACAAUACUUUAUCGUUGAUCUUAAUUUUUAUCAAAAUUCUUUGCCUUCUUUUCUCAUUUUAAUGAAGAGAUCUAAGGUACAUUGUUACAAAGCAGCGAAUACAAGAAUCCUACAGUUCAUAACACAAAAUUUUGAAAAUAUCUCAAAUAAUUUUUUGGAAAUUUCAAUUGGAUGCAUUGAAUUAUCUUUACCAUACAGAAAAAUUCCUGAAAACUUCUUCUCAGCUCUGAAUUUUGAAAAAUUAAAAAAUAUUUUUCAAAAUUCUGGAAAAGAAGAGGAAAUACAUAAGAUUGCUCUAUUCCUUUCGCAUCUAUAUUCCAGUGAAGACUAUUUUGGAUUAAUUCAUAACACUGAAAUUGAAAAAGUUAUAUUUGAAAUUUUUUCAUUAUCUUGUUAUGAAAUCAAGAAAGAACUAGCAUCAAACAUUGCUAUUAGUAUGAGAUAUAUAACAUACAAUGAACUGAUGACUGAUUUUUUCCAAAAUAUCUUUGAUGAAGUAAUUUCAAUUGCAGAGAGUGGUGAGACAGAUGUUAUUGUUGCUAUUAUUGAUACUGUUAUUAGAAUAUCAGAUACAAAUCCUGAUUUCUUAAUUCAUAUUCAAAAAUUUUAUUCAAUUUUCGAAGACAUCUAUAUGUCAACAGAUGACAAGUACUUAACUGAUCUGCUGGAUGUAUUUCUGACGAAAAUUGAUAAAUUUGAAGAAUAUAUUUAA